Molecule: messenger RNA, 285 nt
Organism: Adineta ricciae
Lineage: Eukaryota; Metazoa; Rotifera; Eurotatoria; Adinetida; Adinetidae
Source: the annotation of a GenBank genome assembly
AUGGCACGGUCGGUUCCGGCAGGUUCCAGUCAUUUCCCGACCGUUUCCUGCAAACUUCGAGCUGGAAACGAUCAGGAACUGAUCGGAUAUUUCCUUUGCAAUUCCGGCCGGAAUCCGACGGCAAAGAACCUGCCGGAACUUGCUGGAAUCGGCGAAAACUGUGCCGGAAUCGAGAAAAGCUGUACCGGAGCCGACUCAGAUUUCAACGGAUCCAGCCACCGGAAUGAUCGACCUGGGGUGAAGCCAUGGGUGGGGCCUUGGGUGAAACUAUGGGUGGAUGGAUGA